Molecule: messenger RNA, 497 nt
Organism: Physella acuta
Lineage: Eukaryota; Metazoa; Mollusca; Gastropoda; Physidae
Source: RefSeq, a predicted model, not a curated record
CUGAUGGAGCAAUGAUGACAAUCUCGUUUCAAUUACACGGGUUCUCAUUAGCAACUACAUAAAAUUGUCGACUUGGACAAUUUUUUACCAACUCAGCGAUCUUCUGUAAUACUUUUUGACAGAAGCUGAAACCAACAAAAAUGUUGACAGAAAAGAUCCGUUUGUUCGUGUUUCUGAUGUUCGUGUGGCGCGUUGCUGAUGGUGUACCGCUGAUCAGUUUAAAAAGUAAUGGCGCCGUGAACGUGGACGCAGCAGUGUUAACGUCACAAGAUGACACGCUGGAAACCAUUAAAGAGGUAUUUGCCCAACUGGACGUUGAUGAGAAUAAUGUCAUUGACCACAUGGAUCGGUUCUACAUCUAUGGACACCUGGAUGAGUUUGAUGAUGUUCUACCUGAGGUCAUUGAGCUAAUAGGUGACAACAGCAACGGCAUAGUCACCAUUAAGGACAUCAUAGACCUGUAUGUUGACCUAGGCCUUCUUCAACUGGAUGUCUAG